CGUCUGCCUGUUGCAGCUGAUCGCCGGCCAGGAGGUGGUGGGCGUGGCUACUACCGCCGCGGCCCCCCGAGGAGACCACGACAACAGACCCAACAACAGGACAGCCAGGGAGAAGACCGCAGCGAGGGCAACGAAGGAGAGGGAGAUGGGGAGCAGGUAGACCGACGUAGACCUCGCCAGCCUCGUCGCAGAGGAGGCAACAGCGGACGAAGGUUUAAUCGCAGGGGCCCUCCCAGGAAGUCUGAGGGAGAGGGUGAGGUUGGUGAGGGUGGACCUGGUGAAGAGACUCAGAAUGGAGUGGAGCCCCGUGAGGAGGGGAGGGGUGGAGGGAGGGGAGGAGGGAGGGGAGGGAGGUUCAGGACCAGGGUGUACCGCAGGAGGCCUCAGGACGAGGAGCAGGGAGAUGGACAGCAGACUUCAUCUCGAGGCCCUCCUGUUAGUACUAUGUACCUGCUACUGUACAUAGCCCCAUACACACUGCCUUGUGCUGCUGCUAUUCUUGAUCUUUGUGCGUGUUUAGAAGUCAGUGGAGGGCAUUUUGAGCACAGGCAAUUGCUGACUUUUGUUGAACGUUGGCCAUAACUAGUGUAGCAUGAAAGUAAUGCCAGAUUUGUUUCACUUGCUGGUUUACACAUGCACGAUGUGUGUUCAGCUGUAGUAUAUUAUUGUAUUUCACUUCGCUACAAUUAUUGUACUCAUCCACAGAGGGGCGGCAGGCGUCGUUACAGGGGAGGACCACCACGUCGUAUGCAGCAGCAAGAUGAGAAUGCCCACCAGAGUGGUAGUGGAGGUGAAGGCCACACUGAGGAGGUGACUGAGUCUCCUCCCUCCCAGCCUGCCCCGGCUGCGGCUGCCCCUGCAGCCCAGCAAACCGAGGCUGAGGCCUCCUGAGCGACAUCACCCGCUCCCAACCAUCCACCCAUAAACCUAGACUCUCUAACAGAUAUAGACCCUUAUACCGUUGUACCAUACUAACAUGUCUGUGCCGAGUGACCCACAGUGUGUGUGUGUUAACCACCUGAUGUUGCCAUCAUCAAUGUGGAGAGAGUGUGUACCUACAUCUACUGCUACUCUGUAAGUCCAUCUCUACACUGUCAUCCUUAGCUCCCCCACCACAACCUACAAUAUGGACUGUAUACCGUCCACACAUCCCCAUAGCUCGUGCUGUGAAUAUAUACACCACUACACAUGUAUAGAGUGAAGAGAUAUGGUCUGUUGUAACAUCUCUGUCUGUUUGUAAAAGAAUUAUUUGGGUGGAUGAUGAAGGCAGUGAGUUUUAGCGCAUGCGCUAUGAUUUUUUUGCGUGGC
Geodia barretti is the source of this 1308-nucleotide messenger RNA. The record is from the annotation of a GenBank genome assembly. Lineage: Eukaryota; Metazoa; Porifera; Demospongiae; Tetractinellida; Geodiidae.